AUGAAUACGAUCGUGCCAGACGUAUUGAAGCAGGGUGCGCAGGAGGACAAGGGGGAAAUCGCGAGGCUGCAGUACUUCGUGGGGGCCAUCGCGGUGGGAGAUUUGGUGAAAAGCACUUUGGGGCCAAGGGGGCUGGACAAGAUAUUGACCCCCUUGAAUAUAGAAGGUGCGCGAAGUCACCAACAUACAGUAACAAACGACGGAGCAACGAUUCUGAAAUCAGUAUGGUUAGAUAAUCCAGUGUCGAAAAUAUUAGUAGACGUUAGCAUGCAGCAGGACAACAAAUGUGGAGAUGGAACUACGGGCGUUGUGGUCCUCGCAGCAGAGAUGCUCAGAAACGCAGAAAUAUUAAUUGAAAAUAAAAUACACCCUCAGAUUAUUUGUGAUGGAUUUCGCAUGGCACUUCAGGCAGCAAGAGACGCAUUGGAAAAGUCCUGUUUCAGUCAUGAUAUGAACUCGGAACAGUUUAAGGAGGAUAUGCUAAAAAUUGCCAGGACGACACUCUCCUCCAAAUUGUUGACCCAUGAGAAGGAACAUUUCUCCCAAUUAGCUGUAAAUGCAAUCCUACGAAUAAAGGAAAACUUAAACUUAGACCUAAUUCAAAUAAUAAAAAAAACUGGAGGGACUAUUAAGGAUUCCUACUUGGAAGAGGGGUUUAUAUUAGAGAAGAGAAUUGGCAUAAAUCAACCGAAGAGUCUCACCAAAUGUAAUGUCAUGAUAGCCAACACACCCAUGGAUACGGACAAGGUAAAAAUUUACGGGACCAAAGUAAACGUUAAUAGCUUUGAGGACAUACAGGAUUUGGAAAAUGAGGAAAAAUUGAAGAUGAAAAAAAAGGUGGAAAAUAUUAUUGCACAUGGAUGUAAUGUUUUUAUUAACAGACAGCUAAUUUACAAUUAUCCCGAGCAGAUUUUUCGUGAAAAUAAUGUCAUGACAAUUGAACACAGUGACUUCGAUGGAAUGGAAAGAUUGGCUAGCUGUUUAGGAGCAGAAAUUGCAUCCACUUUUGAGAAGGAUCUAAAUAUCAAGUUAGGAUAUUGUGAUAAAAUUGAAGAAGUAAUCAUAGGGGAGGAUAAAUUAAUUCGUUUCUCAGGGUGCAAGAAGAAUGGAGCGUGUACAAUAAUUCUUAGGGGAGCCUCUUCACACAUUUUGGAGGAAAGUGAAAGGUCUCUGCAUGACGCGUUGGCCGUUUUAGCAGAAACGAUGAAGGACAAUCGGGUCGUCUUAGGAGCCGGGUGCACAGAAAUGCUCAUGAGUAACGCUGUGGAUAAUUUAGCCAGAACUGUAGAAGGAAAGAGAAGCUUGGCUAUCGAAGCCUUUGCAAAGGCGCUAAGACAAAUCCCCACCUACAUAUUAGAUAAUGGAGGUUUUGACAGCUCAGAGAUUGUUAGCAAAAUAAGAGCGCAACAUACCAAGGGGAAUGUCUACGCGGGUAUAGACAUAAACACUGGAGAUGUGGGCAAUGUGAUGGAGCUGGGCAUUUAUGAGUCGUACAAUUCGAAGUUAUCUCAGUUGACCUCCGCCACGGAGGCCGUCGAGAUGAUUCUGCGGGUGGAUGACAUUAUUAAAUGUGCACCUCGCAAAAGAGGCGGCGUGUAA
Molecule: messenger RNA, 1599 nt
Organism: Plasmodium coatneyi
Lineage: Eukaryota; Apicomplexa; Aconoidasida; Haemosporida; Plasmodiidae
Product: T-complex protein 1
Exons: 1
Coding region: 1-1599 (532 amino acids)
Biological process (GO): protein folding
Cellular component (GO): cytosol; chaperonin-containing T-complex
Molecular function (GO): ATP-dependent protein folding chaperone; ATP hydrolysis activity; ATP binding
Source: RefSeq, a predicted model, not a curated record